AUGUCGGAGCACAGCAGAAAUUCAGACCAAGAAGACGCCCUCAGCGAGGAGCUUAACGAGGAUGAGCUCUUAGCCAACUUGUCCCCCGAAGAGCUGAAGGAGCUGCAGUCGGAGAUGGAAGUCAUGGCCCCUGACCCCCACCUUCCUGUGGGGAUGAUCCAAAAAGAUCAAACCAACAAAGCACCUACAGGAAACUUUGACCAUAAAUCUCUCGUCGAUUACAUGUAUUUGCAAAAGGCGUCUAGACGCAUGGUGGAGGAUGAACGUGUUCCUGUCAGUUUCGUGCAGUCUGAGGAAAGCACUCAAAACCCACAUGAAGUAAGAGGCAUUAAAACCAUGCCCCAAUUUUUAAAAGAAAAGCUCAACAGUGAAAUAGUUGCAAAUAAAAGGGGAGCCAACGGGAGCAACAAUAUACAAGAACCAGAAGAUGAUGAAGAGGAUGACGAGGAUGAAGAGGAUGGUGAGGAAGAUGAAGAGGAUGAUGAAGAAGAUGAAGAGGAUGAAGAUGAAAAAGCCAAAAGAGAAAAAAGCAAAGCACAGGAACAAAUCCAAAAUAGUUCCAGCACCAGCCAGCAGCUGGCUACGAAAACACUGGAAGAGCAAAAAGACAGAGCAGAGACCAAAGAAAAAACCGAGAAGAAAAUAGCCAAAUUAGACCCAAAGAAGUUAGCUCUAGACACCAGUUUUCUGAAAGUAAGUGCAAGACCUUCAGGGAACCAGACAGACCUGGACGGAAGCUUGAGACGAGUGAGACAGAACGACCCUGACAUGAAGGAACUCAACCUGAACAACAUUGAGAAUAUUCCUAAAGAAAUGUUACUGGACUUUGUCAAUGCAAUGAAGAAGAACAAACACAUCAAAAGCUUUAGUUUGGCCAACGUCGGUGCAGACGAGAGUGUAGCAUUCGCCUUGGCCAACAUGCUGCGUGAAAACAGGAGCAUCACCACGCUGAAUAUCGAGUCCAACUUCAUCACAGGGAAGGGCAUCGUGGCCAUCAUGAGGUGCCUCCAGUUUAAUGAGACUCUCACAGAACUUCGUUUUCACAACCAGAGGCACAUGCUUGGCCACCACGCCGAAAUGGAAAUUUCAAGGCUUUUGAAGGCCAACAACACUCUGCUGAAGAUGGGCUACCAUUUUGAGCUUCCAGGUCCCAGGAUGGUGGUAACGAAUCUGCUUACCAGGAACCAGGAUAAACGGAGGCAGAAAAGACAAGAGGAGCAACAACAGCAGCAACUUAAAGAGCAGAGAAAGCUGAUAGCUAUGCUGGAGAAUGGGUUGGGGCUGCCCCCUGGGAUGUGGGAGAGACUGGGGGGACCCAUGCCCGAUCCCAGAAUGCAGGAGUUCUUCCAGCCUUCAUCUGGACGACCUCUCGCUGCUCAGGAAGUCGCUUUUGGUGGAAGAAACGAAAUGAUGAAGAAUCCACCCCCACCUCCGCAGAGCAAGACCGACCCUGACUCCUUCAGGGUGGUGAAGCUGAAGAGAAUUCAGCGCAAAUCUCGAAUGCCGCCGGAAGCCGGAGAGACACAGGAGAAAACCAACCUCAAAGAUGUCAUCAAAACGCUCAAGCCGGUGCCAAGAAAUAGGCCACCCCCGCUGGUGGAAAUCACUCCCAGAGACCAGCUCUUGAAUGACAUCCGACACAGCAAUGUUGCCUACCUAAAACCGGUACAGCUGCCUAAGGAACUGGCGUAA
Messenger RNA from Arvicola amphibius (Eurasian water vole), 1692 nucleotides. It is a transcript of the gene Lmod3, whose product is annotated as leiomodin 3. The coding region runs from base 1 to 1692 and encodes 563 amino acids. NCBI's taxonomy places the organism in Eukaryota, Metazoa, Chordata, Mammalia, Rodentia, Cricetidae. Gene Ontology annotation, molecular function: tropomyosin binding. Gene Ontology annotation, biological process: muscle contraction; myofibril assembly; pointed-end actin filament capping. The transcript has 3 exons. The record is from RefSeq and is a predicted model, not a curated record. Gene Ontology annotation, cellular component: myofibril; striated muscle thin filament.